Messenger RNA from Ochlerotatus camptorhynchus, 1025 nucleotides. RefSeq lists its product as uncharacterized. Bases 1 to 1005 code for a protein of 334 amino acids. NCBI's taxonomy places the organism in Eukaryota, Metazoa, Arthropoda, Insecta, Diptera, Culicidae. The record is from RefSeq and is a predicted model, not a curated record. The transcript is spliced from 6 exons.
AUGAGCUACCGGAAGUUCAGUAGUCUGAAGCAGCAUAUAAUCAAAAAGCAUCCGAUAACGGCACCAGAUUUCCACCACCAGCAGCAGCAUAAGCAAUACCACCAACAGUUCGAUCAUUUACAGCCAGACAAUUCCAGUUGCACUGAGGAGAACAUCGCACCCAUUAUGGGCGCUGAAAGCGCAAACCUGGUUGAUGAGGAACUAGAACAAGAAGAAGAUGACUUAAUUGAAGAGGAUGAUUCAACGGAGUAUGAAGCUGGUCAUUCUAUUUCGCUGGAGAAGGAGUUCGACAUUGAUUUGGUUUUCAGACAGUCUGCUGAGGGUUUGCGUAUAAUGGAGUUGCUCAGACAAGAAAAUUCAGUUAACAGCAAGCUAAUAAAGUCCAUCACAACCGUUCUAAGUGAUUACUUAGUGAGGAGAUUCGGAUAUCAUCCUAAUAUGCACUACAAGGAUAUUAUUGCCAGAUCCUUGGUCAGCAAGUACAACGUGUUGAAGUCCAGCAGUACAGCAAUCCCUCACGCCUUAUGGUUUUAUCCUCAUGGAAGAGGGCAGGGAAAACACAGUGGAAAGAUUCACUACCACAUUGAGUACAUGGUAAAAAAAUACAAGCAACAAGUUCAUCAACCAAGGCGUCUUGGCAACGUGGAUACUAUUGAUGUUGAUGAUAACAACAUGCUACAGGCUAGUGAAAUCCAAAACGAUUCUAUUGAAAGGCUGAAGUACAUUGUCCCAACUGACGCAUCUCUGGAAGUAAUUAAAAACGAUUGGGGACAAACGUUUGGCGCCAGGAAGAUCAUCAGAGAUAAUGGUGAUGAUGCAAAACUGGUUGACGAACUGCUUGAAGCUUUCCCUCUAAUGAUUGAGUUCAGCGGAUCUUUAAUCUCAGUGGAUUUCGAAGUGAUGUUUCCUAAUGCUGGCGACUUCAAUGAAACCUGGGAAAUUUUGCAGCCAAAAAUACUGGCAAAACACCACAGCUUGCAUUCAUAUAUCAAAUCCCGUGAGUAAAUUAGCUGUGAAAAUGGAUA